GAGGAUUAGUCUCAAUUAGUUUGAACAGUCACCACAAGAAAUAUCUGAUUAACGAUAUUUUAAUUACAAGUAUAAGAUCAAUAAGACAAUAGUCUAUAGUUAAUAAUACUUAAUCACGAUUAUAAUGAACAUUUCAACAGUUAGUUAGCGUCAUAUAUCUGGAGAUUUGCACUCCACGAACAUUAUAAAUAUAGCUUAUUAUUAAUAGGGGUUACAUCAACAGCUUUAUUUCCAGGUUUUGGGGAGAGUUCAUCCAAGCAAGGAACUCACUCAUUCACUCACUAGUCACUACCAAUGCCGAAACAAAGGUUGGAGGGUAAGGUGGCUCUUAUCACUGGAGCAGCAAGUGGGAUUGGAGAAGAGACAGUGAGAUUGUUCGCUGAACAUGGAGCACUUAUUGUUGCAGCAGAUAUUCAAGAUGAACAAGGCCACCAAGUUGCAGCUUCAAUAGGGUCAGAGAGAGUGACCUACCACCAUUGUGAUGUGAGAGAUGAAAACCAAGUUGAAGAAACAAUCAAGUUCACUUUGGAAAAACAUGGUCGCAUAGAUGUUUUGUUCAGCAACGCGGGAAUAAUAGGUUCCUUAUCUGGGAUCCUUGACCUUGAUCUGAAUGAGUUUGACAACACAAUUGCCACAAAUGUUCGCGGUGUAGCCGCCACGAUUAAGCACACGGCACGUGCCAUGGUUGCUAAAAGCACCCGUGGAUCCAUCAUAUGCACCACAAGUGUGGCUGCUAUGAUUGGUGGAACUGGACCUCAUGGCUAUACCACAUCAAAACAUGCUCUUCUGGGGUUGGUGAAAUCAGCUUGUAGUGAACUUGGUGCUUAUGGAAUAAGAGUUAAUAGCAUAUCCCCUUUUGGAGUUGCAACACCUCUUGCAUGCAAAGCUUUCAACUUUGAACCUGAGCAAGUUGAAGCUAAUAGCUGCUCACAGGCUAAUCUAAAAGGUGUUGUGUUGAAGGCUAGGCAUAUAGCUGAAGCAGCUUUGUUUCUUGCUUCUGAUGAUGCUGUUUACAUCAGUGGUCACAACUUGGUGGUGGAUGGUGGCUUCUCUAUGGUUAAUAGAAGUUAUUCCUUCACACCAGCUUAAUUACAUGUAGAGCCAAAAAAACUAUAGUUUUGUGGCUGAUUGGCAUUAAUUUCUUUAUCCUCAUCAAGUAGAGAACAUAUAUGAUGUCAUGCAGUGCGUCAAAUUACCUUGUUACUGGGACUUUUUUUUUUUUCAUUUGCACUCUACUAAUAAUUCUGCAGUGUAUCUUCUUUGUUUGUAUUUUCAAAGCAUAAAUUCAUCAACCUUGUCUGCUUGUGACUCAAAAGCCUGUUUGCUUUCUAUGUACUUUUCCUUAUCUUGCGUUUAGGUCUUAGACUCAACUGUUUCGUUCCCUCUUUUUUUGUUGUUCCCCUCUUGUCCCCCCAUUUCUAUUGUUUUUCAAGUUUUGUUUA
Glycine soja is the source of this 1442-nucleotide messenger RNA. RefSeq names its product short-chain dehydrogenase reductase 3b-like. NCBI's taxonomy places the organism in Eukaryota, Viridiplantae, Streptophyta, Magnoliopsida, Fabales, Fabaceae. The coding region runs from base 295 to 1089 and encodes 264 amino acids. The record is from RefSeq and is a predicted model, not a curated record. The transcript has 2 exons.